AUGGCGACCCUUCCCCCCGAACUGGCCGAUCGCAUCGUCGAUUUCCUGCACAACGACUGGCGCGCCUUGCUCGCCUGUUUCCACCUUGGGACUGUCACGGUUCGCCUGCACGCCUCAUCCACCCCGUACACCGAUAUCCAAGAGUUUCUCCACAGCUUCUCCCCGUCCUCCCCUCUCGCCCCUCUAGUCCACACCCUCACCCUCCUCGGUGCAAGUGAUCGCCUCAACUCCGAACCUGCUCCCUGCGCCUCGACCUCCGCGCAGAUCACAGCCCAGUCUCCCCUGCGGCGCGCGCCGUUCCCGCCCCUCCUCGACCUCCGCCACCUCCCCGGCCUGCGCGCCCUCACGGUCGCGCACGCCACCAUCCAGCUCCCGCGCCGCUUCGCCCGCUUCGUCUGCGCGCUCCCUGCCCUCGAGCACCUCGCGGUCGACGACGUCGCGGCGAGCGAGAGCACGGGUACAGGCCGGUCGUCGUUCGUGUCCGACGCGGGGCCGUCCGUGGACACGCGCGCUGCGCUCCGCACGCGGCUGCGGACGCUGCGUGUCGGGGUGCCUUGCGCGCUCCCAGCGAGGGAGCACGGAUGGGCGAGGGAGCCGGCGGAGCGGGUGUAUGCGCCCCUGGUCGGGUGUCUCCGUCCCGCGGAGGGGGAGGAGGGCGGGCUGGCGGAGUUCUCUGUGCGCCCGCGAGACCGGCCCGUGGACGUGCGGUGGCUCGACGAGGUGUGGACGGCGAGCGCGCGGACGCUCGCGUCGCUCGAGCUGUCCUUCUGGGACACGAUCGGCCCCGACGCCUCCGAGACGGAGGCAGACGCGAUGUUCCGCGACCUCUGCACGUGCACCGCGCUGCGCGUCCUGUCCAUCCGUUACGGCCCCCCACCCGUGCCGACGUCUUCGUCCAAUCCGGAGCCCCGCGAGGCGUUCGUGUGCGCGCUCGCCCGCGCGCUCGCCCCCGACGGCGCCGCGCGGUUUCCUGGCCUCGAGGCCUUCGCGCUGACUCUGCGCGUGGGCGCCGGAGACUCGCUGCCCGAACGGCCCCGGCCUGACGCCUUUGACGCGCUUUGCGCAGCGUUGGCAUCCCCGGGCUUCGAGGCGCUGCGUCAAGUGGACUUCGCGGUGGACGUGGCUGGAGGUCCACGCGCCGUUCGAGAUGCGUCGUGGGCCGAGGCGGUGGAGGAGGGCCGGUGGGGUGCGUACAUGGAGAUGGUGAACCUGGCGUUGGAGGAGCUCCGUGAAGAACGGGCGAUCAGGACGUCGGCGAAGUGCGUCGGUGCGGACGGCGUAUCCCAACUGUACGCGUUGUAG
Messenger RNA from Epithele typhae, 1302 nucleotides. RefSeq lists its product as uncharacterized. The coding region runs from base 1 to 1302 and encodes 433 amino acids. The record is from RefSeq and is a predicted model, not a curated record. The transcript has 3 exons. NCBI's taxonomy places the organism in Eukaryota, Fungi, Basidiomycota, Agaricomycetes, Polyporales, Epitheliaceae.